Cornus florida is the source of this 1596-nucleotide messenger RNA. Its product is annotated as protein LYK5-like. Gene Ontology annotation, biological process: protein phosphorylation. The record is from RefSeq and is a predicted model, not a curated record. Gene Ontology annotation, molecular function: protein kinase activity; ATP binding. The transcript has a single exon. NCBI's taxonomy places the organism in Eukaryota, Viridiplantae, Streptophyta, Magnoliopsida, Cornales, Cornaceae. The coding region runs from base 1 to 1596 and encodes 531 amino acids.
AUGUCUGAUACAAAUGCUUACAAUCUCACGCAUGGUCGAGAGAUCAUUAUCCCAGUUACAUGCUCUUGCUCUGAUCCUUUCUCUCAAGCCAUCUUUGUUUACAAUGCUUGUCACUCGGAAUCCUUGUUCAGUGUGGCUUGUGGAGUUUUUGAAGGACUAGUGAAGGCGCAAAUUCUCAAAAAUGCGAAUCCACAUUUCAAUGGGGACAAACUAAAUGGUUCGCUGAUUGAAGUGCCUGUUCGUUGUGCUUGUCCUGAAGUAUCUGAUAAAAGUAAUGGCACAAAUUAUCUAGUGACAUAUCCGAUAGUAGAGCUUGACAACACAGAGUUGAUUGCUCGUAAAUUUGGAGUGUCCGAAGGCAAGAUCAGGGAUGCUAAUAGCUUAGAACCAUUUGCAUCUAUAAUCCCUCAGACCACACUACUCAUUCCUUUAAAGACUGCACCAGUCUUGAAUCUUGAUGUGGCCACUCCCUAUGAAGAUGCAUUCAGUCCUAGAACAGCAAUUUCCUUGAGGAAAAUUGUACCGGGAGCAAAUUACAAGAAUCUAUAUGUAAUACUUGGAGGGGGAGUAUUUGCAGCCACUGUUAUUCUGAUUCUAGCUUGUGGAGGUCUUGUAUUCAUCCGAAGAAGAUAUCAUCAAUGGAGUUUUCAGCCCUUGUCUGCUAGAAGUUCACAGCUGACAGAUUUCCCACAUGAUUUUCUUGAUGGCAUGUCCAAGUUAAAGCACUCAUUGAUCAACUUUACCUUAGAGGAGCUAAUGAUUGCAACUAAUGACUUUUGUGAGGCUUCUGUAAUUGGUAAGGCAGUUUAUCGGGGUAAAAUUGGCGAUUCUGAUCUGGCAAUUGAGCAGAUGAAUUCAAUGGAAGCAGCUCACCAUGUCAUUGACAUACUGACAAUGAUCAAUCACCUAAAUGUGGUGAAACUUGUUGGUUUCUGUUCGGAAACUAGACCUUGUCUUGUUUAUGAAUUUGCUGAGAAUGGUAGCCUAAGGGACUGCCUGUCUAAUUCCAAGAAGGCGAUGCAACUUACAUGGGCAAGAAGGAUCCAGAUUGCUUUUGAUCUUUUAGAGGGGCUUCACUACAUACAUUACAGCACAAAGCCAGCCUAUGUCCAUAGGAACAUAAACAGCAGAAAUGUGCUCGUAACCAUUGAUUGGAGGGCAAAGAUUUCUGGUUUUCGAUUGGCAAAACCAAUAAUUUGCAGUGAAGAAAAGUGUGAGACUUCCUGGAAUGAAUCUGUGAUAGUGGGGAGGAAGGAUUAUUUGGCACCUGAGUACCUCACCUAUGGGCAGGCUUCUGUGAAGGUGGAUAUAUAUGCAUUUGGCAUUGUUUUGAUCGAGUUAUUAUCAGCUAAAGAGGCUAUCACAGAUGGGAAAUUUUCGAAGGAUUCAAUCAGUUUUUUAGCUGAUGAAGUGCUUGAAGAAUCUUCAGGGUGCUUGCAGAGGUUGAAGAGAUUCAUGGAUCCAAAUUUAGAAGGGGAUUACCCUUUGGGUGAUGCUAUGUGUUUGGCAAUCCUAGCCAAGGCCUGUGUGGAGGAGGACCCCCUUCACAGGCCCACCAUGAACGACGUUUUGAGGGCUCUUUCAAGAAUUCUUUGA